GAUCUCCCAUACAAUCAUCGCAGGGUACUUCUUUUUUUUACCCCCAAGUCCCAUUAAUUCGGACUUAAUUAUCAUUCCUGUCGUUUAUGAAAGUGAAUAAGUGACAAUACAAGUGUUGUGAUUGACCACCGGCGAUUUCUCACUAUUUUCCGGAUACAGUCGUCAAUUUCAUUGAGAAAUCCACGUGUUGUGGCGUUCAUCCCCCAAAAAGCCGGCUGUCUCUGCAUGCUGAAGAAUUAUUAUUCAUUAUUAUUCAUUACUUCACCGACAAUUGCUCAGUCAUGGGCCGCAGUUUGAGGGAAUUUUCGGUGAUCAGUGAAGCCGGCAAUUACUGUAAUUAGUUUAAUGAACAGUAGUGAAAAUUGGCGAUUUUGGAGGCAUUGGGAUUGACUCUGGAGAUGAGAAUCCCUUAAGACAACGCCAGGACUUGAUUAUUUGGUGCAGGACUAAAGGACACACUUGUAAUAUGUGAUUUCACCUGGAGUAGCAGUUGGGCACACGUGCGAUCAUUCCGGAAAAACCGCGGUGGAAGGUGACAGUGGGAGGGGUGGAGAGGGGGCAAUCGCCAAAGGCAACAUCAUGGACUCUCACCAACAACAGUUUUGCCUCAAAUGGAACAGUUUUGGGAGUAAUUUGGCAACAGCAUUUUCCAAUCUUUUCAAAAGUGAAAGUCUCACUGAUGUCACACUGUUCUGCGAAGGAGUGACAUUCAAAGCGCACAGACUCAUUCUGGCAGCAUGCAGCAAGCAUUUUCAAGAAUUAUUUGAGGGUAUGCCACCCUCUCCCGCCGGACUCAUUGUCAUUUUAGACGGUACGAGUGCCCACAACAUGGCAUCACUCCUGGAAUUCAUGUACCGAGGAGAGGUGCACGUGUCCCAGGAGUCUCUGAGCUCCUUCUUGAAGGCUGCCGAGUGUCUCCAAGUGAAGGGGCUGUCGAUCGAACACGAAAAAUUGGCCGUGGCCCACAGACACGUGGCAGAAAAUAACAAUUCCUCCGCGGAGUCAGCAAGUGGUAAUACCGAGGUCCUGGAGGCCGAGCCUGACAGAAUUAUGAAGAGGGAACCCACUCCUGCUCCAUCCCCAGCCCCCAAUUACGUUGCACCGAAUAUUUAUCACUCGUCUCACUAUUACGAAAAUUCACAGAAGAGGACAAGGCUAAUGAGAUCACCAAGUGAAAUAGAUGCCCUCGGACGAGUGAGUGUUCUUCGAGAUGGUGCGGCUUUCAGACCAGCUUCUGCACCCCAUCCGUUACUACUUGAGAAUCAUCUCUACCAACCAUUUACCCAUUCCUCUGAGAAUCAAACGCAUCCCCACACUGCACCCCACACCCCGACCGAGCUGGAACGAGAAAUCGAGCCUGAAAAAUUGGAGGAACGUGGAGAUAACAAAGAAAGUGUAGCUGAAGAUUUGCGAAUAAAACAAGAGCCAAUGAUGUUCAGCGAUCGAGAGAGAGCGGAAAAAUUAGCCGAGAGAUUAUCUGGUGAGGUUUAUUCGGGGGGUCGUGGAUUCGAUGCCACUAAUUAUGCAUUGAGUGGGGAGCACAAUAAGGGAGGUGUGGGAUUUAAUCAGGGAGCAUCACUCGCCCAUCCACCAACACCUGAUCUCAGUCCAGCUCCACCGACACCAGCGAGAUGGAAUUCAAAGAUCAACAAAGCUGGAACUGUCACCACACCGGACGGUAAGAAGCUAAAGUGCCCAUUCUGUGAUCGUCUUUACGGUUACGAAACAAAUCUCCGUGCUCACGUGAGACAACGCCAUCAGGGCAUUAGGGUCUCAUGCCCAUUUUGUUCACGUACAUUUACCAGGAAUAACACGGUACGUCGUCACAUCGCACGAGAGCACAAGAACGAAAUGAGCAUUAAAGCAUUUCAAACGUCAACUCAUCAAGUUGCGGACACAGUGCCGCAAUAAAAAAAAAAAUGAUAAAGGGAAAAGCAAAGAAAUGAAAAGAGUCUCGUUCUGAUGGAUUCGAGGAAAUGGAAACAGCUAAAACCAAUGGGCAAGGAUAUCCUACCUGUUGGCCAUUCCUCCAGGGGCCUGGGUAGGUCACCACAUUUUCUUGUGAGCAACUUAUGCCGUUCUGCCACAUCCGGUUAUCCCAUUAUUUCCCCUGAUAAGUUUCCAAAACCCAAAUGAAUCACUGGUUGAUUCAAAUGUACAAAUUAUCUGAGCAAUCAGAGGCAAGAAUUGAAAAUUCUUGGAUUAUCAUUGAUUAAUCCAAGUGUUUUUUUUUCCAUCUGGUUACGAUUUCCCCAUUUUCAAUCUAGCAUUUUGUAAUUAGUACAACAUCAUUGAUAUUAUUGUGCUGAUGAUAAUUGAUGGGUAUUGAGGGAUGGGAAAUAUGCACUUGGAUAUAUGAAUGAUAAAAUAGUGGGACGAAAGGAAACGCUAACAAAUCAUAAAACUAGUCAAUGAAAGUGCAACGGUCAAGUUAAUAUAACAAUUUCAAACGAUAAUAACCGAUAAUCCAUAGACAGGUCAAAAUGGUUAAUGAGUAAAUCUAUAUUAUAAUGGUGGAAUUUGAAUAUGUGGUCGUGUGUUUGAUGAUGUUGCAGAACGAUAAUACGCAGAAGAAAAUAGUAAAUAUUGAUAACCAAAUAAAAUGAAAGAUAGAUAAAGGAAUAAACAAACAAUUCAACUCAGGUAAAAUAUACCAUAAUCGAUGGAAGGGUAUUUUUGUUUUUAUUAAUUAUUUCUACAAUGAAACAAACUACAGGUGAUAAAAUACAAUUGUGAAAAUACAGUUAACUUCUAUUAUACGUAAAACAGAAAUAUGAUAAAGACUACUGACUGGUACAUAGAGGAUAAAUAUAUACACAUAGAAUAUAUAUUUACAAAUUUAAAUGAAAAAAUACAGAUAUAAUAUAUUGUAUGAUAUUGAUACUGCCACGAUUGCAAUAGUCCGUUGUUACUGGUUAAUUGUCGCAAUAAUUAUGCAGAUUAUAUUGAGAUGAAAACACACGUCGAGCCUAGGAUCAAAUUCCAGUUGACCAUAUUACAGUGCCAAUUAACAGUUUAAUCAUGAAAACGUUAACCACGUUAUUUAUCCACGCAUUUAAUCAUCUUGUUUUCAUUUAUUUCAAUAGAAUAAUUGUCUUUAUACAGAUUUAUAUCAACUAUAGCCUGUUAAAUAUCACGAUUGAAAUGUUUCUAUUAUGAUUAUUCAUUGGGACAGGUAAUAGCAGUGUUUAUCUUUAUUGAUAAUAUUAAAUAUCUCGAGUGAAUAAUUUCAACCGUGAUAUUGAACUUUAACCGAUAACCGAGAAAACAAUAGUAGUAGUUUGUUACGUACUUUACUGCGGGAUUUUUUGUCCCGCUGGAACAGAGGGAUUUAAAUACCAAUGAGAUGAAAUAAUAGAUGUUUUUUUAUUGUGUAUCAAUACCAAACUGAUGAUUGUUUAAGCCUCAUGGUGAGUCGAAUUCCUAGUCAGGAUGGCAACACGAUAUUAUUUGUUACAGUAUUUACAGUUCAUUCAAGUUUAUUUUUUUACGUAUGCGAUUAUUCAGUAUAGAACGAUUUAUCUGAUAAAUUACGUCGAACAUUUCCAAGAAUCUCAAUUUUAUUCUUCGAUAACUCAGAUUUAGUUUCUGCUGGUGGAUUAUUAUUUAUGAAGUAUUAUUCAUUACAAUUAUUCAUACAAGAACAAUUCAAUUACUUUUUUUUUAUCUUGGAAUAGAUAUUUUAUUAUCACAAAUGAAAGCAAGAGAUGGAUAUCUCGUGAGAAUUUCUCUGAGAGCAUAAUUCAUGUGGAAAAAUGACAAUCUAUUGAAUUUUCAUCGAAUGACUAUUGAAUAAUUGAGGUUUCGUAAUUUUCAAUGUAAUUUAUCAGAGAAUUUAGCUUUUUUAUUGAAUUUCGUUAUGCGUGCACAACAUAAUGUUUUACUUGUUGUUUCACAACGAUAUGCCUAUAAGUUAUGAGAGACAAUAGAUAUACAGAUUUAUUUAGUGUUGAGAGCCUGGUAUAAUUCAGAGUCAAUGAUGCAGAUGAAUAUCAUAUUUAUAAAACAAUAUAGAAAUAUACAUAAUCCGAAACAUAUACUGCCUUGUGAAAACCUAGGGCUCUCCCAGAAAACCCGUGAGCUCUUCUGAGAAAUAUGAGAAUUUUGUGGCGAGGGCACUGGAAUUUUCUAUCCAUUUUUUCAUACAGAACAGAUACAGUUGAUACAGAGUCCGAAACGACUACCUCAUAGCUUUUUUCAAUGGAAUUUUUACCGAACAUGAGAGGUUCAUUAAAUAUCGGUCCACUGAGGAAAAUUUUGUGCUGAAACUCAGUAGAAAUACCAUUUUCCACAGAAAAAUUCCCAAAGCUCUUGUACAAUUCCUAUCAACAAUUCUAUUAGGUUUAAAUAUUGACGUAAAAGACUAGUGAUUUUUUAUUACUCCAUGGAAUUUAUUUAUUUAAGAUAUUUUCUGCAGGAAUUUCUCAUCUUGAAUGGUUUAAGUUUAACUUCAGGCGUUCAAUGAAAGAAAAUAAUUUAUUGAGACGUUUUCUGUAGAAAAUAAUG
Molecule: messenger RNA, 4506 nt
Organism: Fopius arisanus
Lineage: Eukaryota; Metazoa; Arthropoda; Insecta; Hymenoptera; Braconidae
Gene: chinmo
Product: Chronologically inappropriate morphogenesis
Exons: 7
Coding region: 580-1911 (443 amino acids)
Biological process (GO): regulation of transcription by RNA polymerase II
Cellular component (GO): nucleus
Molecular function (GO): protein binding
Source: RefSeq, a predicted model, not a curated record